Molecule: messenger RNA, 2229 nt
Organism: Geodia barretti
Lineage: Eukaryota; Metazoa; Porifera; Demospongiae; Tetractinellida; Geodiidae
Source: the annotation of a GenBank genome assembly
AUGGACGCGCUGGACAUGAAUAACUUCGCUGACGCGGAAAAAGCGUUUCAGGCGUGCCUGCAGAUUGAUGCCAAUGCCCACGAUGCGCGCAUGUUGCUUGCACGCACCUAUAUCAGACAACAGGAGUUCGCACGUGCCGAAGAGACAUUACAAACGCUAAUAAAAUUGCUUGAAAGCAUCGGGGUUAGAAACCCCUCCCACAAGGAUAAACUCUCAAGAGCCUACCUAACAUUAGCGCAGGUUUACAGUUAUCAACAACGCUUUUCUGAUUCUACCACUGCGCUCACCAAUGCUCUGGAGGUUAACCCUGACGAUACCGAAGCGCGCAUCAGACUCGGCUAUUUCUUAGGCGCGCCACAACAGAUGCUCGUCCCGGACCUCUCAGCAUCCAAACGGCAGUUUGAAAAGGUGCUGGAACUUGAACCGAAUAAUCUGGAGGCGAUGCUCCAACUCGGUUUGGCAGAGUUCCGCCUCGGCGAAGCAGACAAAGCCGCUGAACGGUUUGAAAAUAUCAUCCAGAAUUACCGCCGUCAUUCGGGUGCCUACUACUAUCUCGGAGUCUAUCAUCUCCGACACGGUGCACCUGAAAAAGCCGUUGAGAAUUUCAAGGAGUCCCUCCGCCUCAAACCUCGCGAUCCCGAAACCUUAUGGAACUUGUGGACGGCUUAUACAAAACUCGGCGGCUAUCCAGCCGAAUUGCCGGAGGAAUUUAAAAUCCAACCGUGGGAGGGGUUUGUAACCCCGAAUUCUGUGGGACAAGGUUCUCUAUUCACAAACAUUGCCCCCGACUUAAAAAUGGACAAAGUUGACGGCGGGCGCGGCAGUGCCUGGGGUGACUACGAUAAUGACGGAGAUCUGGACAUCGUUGCUGUCGGCACGUAUCAACCACACGCGCUCUUCCGCAAUAACGGCGAUGGCACCUUUACGAACACCGCGAAUGAAGCAGGCAUCGCCGAUCCGAGAGGCGGUUGGGGUUCACUCUUCGCCGAUUACGAUAACGACGGCUAUCUGGAUCUCUACAUCACCCGUGGGGGUUGGUCUGGCGCAGCGGAGAACACGCUCUAUCACAACAACGGCGAUGGCACGUUCACCGAUGUUACGCACACUGCCGGUGUCGCAGACCCACAGAGUAGUUUCUGCGCGACUUGGGCAGAUUACGACAACGAUGGCUACCUGGAUCUCUACAUUGCGGACGGGGUUAUCGGUGAUGGCGCGGCGAAUGUCUUAUACCGGAACAAUGGGGAUGGCACUUUCACGAAUACAGCAGAGGCAGCCGGUGUAGCGAAUACGGGAAACUCUCUCGGAACGGCUUGGGGGGAUUACGAUAAGGAUGGGCAUAUCGACCUGCAUGUCGUCAACUUCGGACAAUCCAAUGUACUUUAUCGCAAUAACGGCGAUGGGACGUUCACUGAUGUCACACUGUCAACUGGCAUGAAUCUCCCCGUUACGGAUGCCUUUGUUACCUUCUUUCUGGAUGUAGACAACGAUGCAGAUCUGGACAUCUUCAUCUCAAAUUCGGGUUCGUUUCAAGCCUUCAUCGCGGGUCAAAUCACGGGUGGCGCGACGCACAACAGCGAUCGGCAGGUGCUUUAUCGCAACAACGGUGACGGCACUUUUACGGAUGUCACCCGUGAAUCGGGACUCUACCACGCUUAUGGCGCGAUGGGGGCAAACUUCGGAGACAUCAAUAGCGACGGUUAUCUUGACAUCUAUCUCGCCACCGGUGCACCACAGAUGGGACGGCUUGAACGCGACGCACUCUUUCGCAACAACGGCGACGGCACUUUUACAGAUGCGACUGUUGCGUUAGGUUUAGGAAACAUCGGAAAAGGACACGGUGUAACCUUUGGUGAUGUUGAUACUGACGGCGAUGUGGAUAUCUACGUGCCUGUCGGCGGUGCGUUUAUCGGCGACCAGUGGCACAAUCUCUUCUACCGCAACAGUGGUACUGGAAACAACUAUCUCACCGUAAAGCUGGUCGGAGUCAAAAGUAAUCGGGAUGGCAUCGGUGCUAAGGUAACUUUACGCAUGGGUGAUGACGUAAUUUACCGAGAGGUCAGCGGUGGAUGUGGAUUUGGCUCGACCAAUAGUCUCGCACUUGAAAUUGGCCUCGGAACGCAUACAAAAGUUGAUACGCUCGAAAUCGCCUGGCCCUCCGGUCAAAUUGAUACGCAUCGAAACCUAUCUGUCAACCAGAAACUCGUUGUUACCGAAGGGAAAGGUCUAUGA